GACACCAACGCCGAAACCACUCAUCGCCGUGCCAUCUUCUUCGACAGUCACAACUCGGAUCGAACUAUAGACUGCGACGACAACGCUCAUCAUGCCGGGCUUCGACUUUAGCAACCAUAACAGAAACCUCGCCCUCCACGCCGCUGGCGUUCCGCUCCCCAAAGCCACAUCCACCGGCACCACCAUCGUUGGCGCGCUCUACAAUGGCGGAGUUGUCAUCGCAGCAGACACGCGAGCCACGAGCGGUCCCAUCGUAGCAGACAAGAACUGCGAGAAACUCCACUACAUCUCCCCCCAAAUCUGGUGCGCCGGCGCAGGCACAGCCGCAGACACCGAAUUCACUACCGCCCUCAUGUCCUCCAACCUCGAACUCCACGCCCUAUCGACCGGCCGCAAACCCCGCGUCGUGACCGUCAUGACCAUGCUCAAACAACAUCUCUUCCGCUACCAAGGCCACAUUGGUGCAUACCUGGUCGUCGCAGGUUGCGAUCCUACCGGUGCCCACCUCUUCACUGUACACGCACACGGAUCUACCGACAAGCUUCCUUACGUGACGAUGGGAUCUGGUUCAUUAGCUGCCAUGUCUGUGUUUGAGACACAGUGGAAGCCGGAUUUGAGCAAAGACGAAGCGGUGAAGCUGUGCGCGGAUGCGAUCGAGGCGGGUAUCUGGAACGAUCUGGGUUCGGGAAGCAACGUGGAUGUUUGCGUAAUAACCAAGGAGAAGACGACGUUGAUGAGGAAUUACAUUACGCCAAACGUGCGAGGGAAGAAGGAGAGGAAUUACAAGUUCCAGAGAGGUACGACGGCUGUUCUGAAUGAGAAGGUGAUUACGAAGGAAGAAAUCAGCAAGUAUGUGACGGUGCAGGACAUUGGCGAUGGAGAAGCGGGCGUGGCAGAGAAGAUGGACGUUGAUGCAUAGGUGUGGGAUUUCCGAGAUGGAUGAGAGUGCUGCUAUCGCUGGAACUCCCAGCGAAAGCAUAUGUAUGAGUAGGGCAUUCUCGCGAACACACUUCGCGACGUGGCGUUACAGUGCUACAGUCACCAGCAUGGGCUGAUAGAUUGAGAUGCCUCGUGCUUUUAUGAACAUGUUACGAAUAACCACCCUUUUUCACCACCCUCCAUCGCCAUCACCUCGUACGUUACCGGUUGCGAGACCAGACCGACCAUGUGAACCCGGACCCUAGCCGAAUCGGCGCAAAGAAGGCCUUGCUUCUGUGUCGGCCAUCAAUGCGGCAAGACUCGGUCUGACAGUCGAGAGUUGGUCCAAUGCGAAGUGCUACAGCCGCUCUAAUGAUCUUGCAGUGCACUCGCUUCGAUAGUAUACAGAGCGCACAGCGACGCACGCACUCCCAUUCGACCAUCCUGCGCGGUAUACGUCGAGCCGCCUUGAGUCCUGCUAGUUCCUCAUUGUAGCAGUGCAGACUUCCCAGCGUUUCAGGAGUUUGUCCGGUUCCCAAGUCGAACAUCGCGCAAUGUGCUUUCCAGAAUGCGACAUCAACCGAACGCUGGUGGCUGAUUAACGCCAAGUCGGGGGCAUCGAGAAACUUUUGAAGAAGUGUCCAAUGCCUAUUAUCUCAAUGUAGGCGCGUUUCAGGUCCAGUCCAGCCAAGUCGAUAGUUCAACACAUUGCCGCGGCGAACCUCCAACCAGCAUACUUGAACAUGUCCCGAGCUCUUCAUCACUAACACUAUCCUGCAAAAUAUACCCGCAGGCGCUCGCCGGAAAGUGCAAAAGGUGCCGAAUGGUUUCAUCACCGAGAAGGUCCAGGUAAGUGCAAAUAGCCAGACAAUCUCUCUUUGCUCUUAGUGUACACCACCACAAAUCCCCAACACUGGUCAGGAGAGCGAACCAGUAGCCGAGGAUGAGCAGCGCUUUGUGGUCAUUCUCCUCCACCAAUGCGAUAAAUGAAGGAUAGAUUCUUGCACAAAGGUGCAUGUAUUUGAUCAAGCUGUUCAGGCCGGGCUCUA
Messenger RNA from Cercospora beticola, 1967 nucleotides. It is a transcript of the gene PUP1, whose product is annotated as proteasome core particle subunit beta 2. The record is from RefSeq and is a predicted model, not a curated record. NCBI's taxonomy places the organism in Eukaryota, Fungi, Ascomycota, Dothideomycetes, Mycosphaerellales, Mycosphaerellaceae. Gene Ontology annotation, molecular function: threonine-type endopeptidase activity. Gene Ontology annotation, cellular component: proteasome core complex.